GGAGCAGCGACACCAUUCCAGAAUACUGAUUGUUGGUCAAAGAACAGUUUCAGCGACUAUAUACCGGCGUUUUGGACCUUUCAUGUCAAUCAGCACCCGGUCCAUCCAAAUUGAGAAGGAAAAAGCCAUAAGGCUACACACACCAUGGCGGAACUUCCACCCCCUCGUCGAGUCGUUACGGGUCACGACACAGCCGGCAACGCCAUCUUUGUAGCCGAUUCCAAAAUCCCUGUGGUCUCCGUAGAUGAAACGAUUGAUUUUGCGGUUCUCUAUGAGACACACCAGUUUCCAGCUUCGAACGAUGGAUGGGCAGAUCCCAUACUUCAGCGGACAACAAGUCUUGCGAAUAAAGACGGUGUUGUGCUGAGGGUCGUUGACUUUAAACCUAACAACAGAUCACUGUUUCACCGCACAGAGUCCCUUGAUUUUGGCAUAAUCCUAGAGGGAGAAAUUGUUUGUCGACUCGAUGAUAACGUUGAAAACACACUGAGAGCAGGCGAUACCUGUGUUCAGCGUGGAACUAUCCAUAGCUGGGAAAACCGAACCGACAAGACAGCUCGUGUUUUAUUCGUCCUGAUAGCCGCGGAACCUGUCAAGGCUGGUGAGAAAACGCUAGGCACGGAAGGGUUUGAUCCCAAUGAGAUGGGAACUGGAGGGGGAGGUGAAGAACGUGCAUAGCUUUCAACUGUUCCGAUCGUACUGUGUUAGGGUAUCUAGAGCAGUUCUUGAUGAAACGCGCGUUCUAGCUCCGGAAUAUUGGGGUCCAUUGUUUACAGUUUCGCUACGAGUCCAGCCCUAUACUCCACGUCGACGAACAGCUACGUGGGGUAAACAAGCUUUGAUCUCCUCACAUCCUUCGAGUACGAGUCAAUUAAGAUACGGGUGUUCAGUUUGGUAUCUCUGUUGGUUUAGUUCCUUUGACAAAUCAUUGACCCUAAUUCAUGUGUUUUCUUACUCUUUCAAUGCUCAAUAUAUACGGGUAUUUCUAUUGACGUUAAAUAAG
This is a messenger RNA of Ilyonectria robusta, 1003 nucleotides long. RefSeq names its product cupin 2 domain-containing protein. The coding region runs from base 145 to 678 and encodes 177 amino acids. NCBI's taxonomy places the organism in Eukaryota, Fungi, Ascomycota, Sordariomycetes, Hypocreales, Nectriaceae. The transcript has 4 exons. The record is from RefSeq and is a predicted model, not a curated record.